Erythranthe guttata (spotted monkey flower) is the source of this 3346-nucleotide messenger RNA. Its product is annotated as EEIG1/EHBP1 protein amino-terminal domain protein. The record is from RefSeq and is a predicted model, not a curated record. NCBI's taxonomy places the organism in Eukaryota, Viridiplantae, Streptophyta, Magnoliopsida, Lamiales, Phrymaceae. Gene Ontology annotation, cellular component: nuclear pore.
ACUCUCUCUCUCUUCUUUCUCUCUCCUCUCUCUCUCUCUCACACACACACGCAACACACACACUUGAGAAUCGGAGAGACAUCAAUCAACCACCGGUUGCAAAAAAGGACCACUUUUUCUUUUUCUACUUCACCGCAUUCUGUACUAAAUCUCGACACACUUCCGUUCCGCUUGGUGUUUUCUUGACUUAAUCCCCGUCGGGACGCGUAGUUGUUUUUGAUGUGACAAUGGUUCAAGGUCCGAGGGCCAAAAGUCGAAAAAGCCCUUCAGUUCAACUUGACUACACUGUUCAUAUCCAGGAGGUAAAGCCGUGGCCCCCGUCUGUGUCUCUGAGAACGAUCCGUUCUGUUCUGAUUCAAUGGGAACACGGCGAUAAAAAAUCCGGUUCGACCAAUCAAGUUGUCCCUUCAAUUGAUGAUGGUUUAAUCGAAUUCAACGAGUCUUUCAGGCUUUCGUUAACACUCAUUCGUGAAGUCACCAUCAAAGGAGAUGGUUUUCAAAAGAAUUGCAUCGAGUUCAAUCUUUACGAGCCGCGAAUGGACAAAACGGUCAAAGGCCAGCUCUUGGGAACUGCGGUUGUGGAUUUAGCAGAACACGGUAUGAUUAGAGAAAGUUUGUGCAUUAGUGCUCCCAUUAGCUGUAAGCGGGCAUAUCGGAACACUGCACAACCGCUUCUGUUCCUUAAAAUCGAGCCUUUUGAGAGGAGUCGAACAAGCUCCUCCUCGAGGGAGAGUUUGAUGAGAGAAACUUCAAUGGACAGGAGUAAUUUUGAAUCUGUUUCUGCAUUGAGUGAAGAAUGUGCAGAAGAAGCUGAGGUGGCGUCGUUUACUACCGACGAUGAUGCUUCCUCGCAUUCGUCUCUGGCUGUUACUUCAGCGGCAGCGGAAUCAAAUGGGAGUUCGUCGCCUCAAACUGAAGAGAAUGUGACAGUGGUGAAUGGUAAUGCUGGAAAGGCCCAAACUAAUGAGGAGCAAGUGACUAAACCUCGUUUCAAAUCCGAAGGGGGUUCUUCUCGUUCCCCCUCGUUGGAUUUAUCAUCCGAUCUUGCUUGGAUCACAAAAAGAAUUUCUUCUAGAAGUUUGCCGACAUCAGCAUCGCAAGAAAUGGAGGAACAGCAGAGCUGCAACAAAGAAAUCAACGAGCGUAAAACAGCAGUAGAAGGUAUUCCCGUGAAUGCUUCGUCUCCUGCUAAAGAAGAUCCCGACGCUGGUAGAAGAACAAACUCAACUAUAAAUUAUUCAACCGAUAAAAGUAUAAUAGAAAUACAUCAAAUGCUCGCAAAAGAAGUUAGAACAGUCGAAGAGAAAGAACAAACCGAGGACGUCCCACUGAGUGGCUCGUCUAAAUUUGAUGUCCAGAAACAAGCCGUGUUGGAAAACGUGCUACUUGCGCCUCCCAAUGAGAAAAUUGCAACGACUAGUAAUUUUUUAAAUAUUGAUAGAUCAAAGCAUGGGAAGUCAGUUCGAUCGUCUUUGGACUCAAGCAGGAGUAGCAACGGAUCACUUCGAAGCAAUCAGUUUAUUGCGGGCGAUACUAAGAAUCAUACUCAAGGCUCAGUUAGCAGCGAGUAUAAAGGUGCUAAGAUAUACCCGAAGGAAAAAAUAAACCUUCUCUCCGACAGUAAAGUCCAGCAUUUGGAGCGUAGAAUGGAAGUUCUAGAAGCAGAGUUGAGGGAGGCUGCUGCCAUAGAGGUUAGCCUUUACUCUGUGGUUGCAGAGCACGGUAGUUCGAUGACUAAAGUCCACGCACCAGCUCGACGCCUAUCGAGGCUAUAUCUGCACGCAAGCAAACAGAAUUCGAAAUCAAGAAGAGGCAGUGCUGCGAAAAGUAUUGUAUCUGGACUGGUUUUAGUUUCUAAAGCAUGUGGAAACGAUGUUCCUAGAUUAACUUUCUGGCUCUCGAAUUCGAUCGUACUGAGAGUAGUUAUGAGCAAGACGUUUGGAGAGAGUAAGUUGCCUAUCUCUGUCGGACCUGUUAUUGGAACAGCUACCGGAACAGCAAGAGAUAGAAACGGGAAGAAGAAUCCGUCACCACUUAAAUGGGAAUCGUUCUCCGGUAAGAGUCCUAUUCAAGAAAGUUCAGAUGAUUGGGAGAAUCCUCUAACUUUCCUAACUGCAUUGGAGAAGGUUGAAGUUUGGAUAUUUUCUCGAAUCAUCGAGUCUAUAUGGUGGCAGACUUUUACUCCACAUAUGCAGUCGAGCAAUGCCAGAGCCGAUGCUGAUUCUGAAUCUAGCAAGUUAUAUGAAAGAACAUCGAGUUCACUUGAUCAACGGCAAGUGAACUUCUCACUGGAACUCUGGAAAAAGGCUUUCAGUGACGCAUGUGAAAGGAUAUGUCCUCUUCGAGCAGGAGGACACGUCUGUGGUUGUUUACCUGUGCUCUCAAGAGUGAUAAUGGAGCAAUUGAUAGCUCGUCUAGAUGUAGCAAUGUUCAAUGCUGUACUUCGAGAAUCGGCCGAUGAAAUUCCAACAGAUCCUGUAGCUGAUCCUAUUAGUGAUGCUGAGGUUCUCCCUAUUCCACCAGGGAAAGCUAGCUUCGGCGCUGGUGCACAACUGAAAAAUGCGAUUGGGAAUUGGUCGAGGUGGCUCACUGAUCUAUUUGGCAUUGAUGACGAUGAAAUACUGAAGGAUAACUUGGAUGAUAAUGAAGACGACGAGAGACUGUCGGAUGACACAUCAUCAAAGUCAUUUCAUCUCCUUAAUGCACUGAGUGAUCUUAUGAUGCUUCCCAAGGACUUGUUAUUAAGCCGUACCGUCAGAAAAGAGGUAUGUCCUACAUUUGGUCCACCGUUAAUAAGACGAGUUCUCAACUCUUUUGUCCCAGACGAGUUUUGCCCCGACCCGAUUCCUGCAGUUGUACUUGAAGCCUUAAACUCCAAGGAUCCGUUCGAUUCUGAGGAGGAAGAUGGCAUUAUGAGCUUCCCAUGUGGUGCAGCUCGUAUUCAAUAUCAGCCGCCAUCAACUGCUUCGGUAGCUAAUUUAUUGGGAGAAAUACAGAGCCAUUCUCAGCUGACGCGUAGUAAAUCGUCGGUGCUGAAGAAAUCACAGACGAGCGAUGAUGAGCUGGACGAAUUGGAUUCGCCUCUGAAAUCUAUCAUCAUCGACAAUUUUCAGGCAUCACCGAACAGGGACGGAAGUCGUAGUAGUAAUGCUUUGAGGUAUCAACUCCUUCGAGACGUAUGGAUGGACUGUGAUUAAAAAACAGUCCGAGAUGAGUUGCAAUAAUUUCUUUGUUUUGUGGAUCAAUUAUGUAUUUAGAUAGUUCAGAAACGGGAAAAGAAAUGCUUCAGAUGUUUGUAUUUCAUUGUCAUUUAGCAAUAAAAAAAAAAAACAUUUCGUUGAUUUGU